AUGUCACAGCCAGACGCAAGCAAGGUCUCAGAGAGACUUGCACCGCCAUCAGUUCAGGACACGCAAAGGAUGAAGCGAGCCCGCCCUCCUUCACCAAAGUCGCAUGCACCAGGCGUGGAAAAUUCACGCUUUUCCCAGGGUUUGAGCGCGUCGAUGCCAUCGUCGGCUGCUGAUGCUCACAGCUCAACAAGCUGGAGUCCUUCUUCCAGCCGUCUGCACGGUCUUAGUUCUAGCUCCCCUGACUCUGUUGAGCCCCCACGAAAAGGUCCUCGAUUAGAGCCACGCGCUUCCUCGCAUGCAGACAUAAUGUCGGAGUACCAGCCUCUAGCCCCGCACGCCUCUAUUGGUCAGCGUCGAGCUCAAAGAGCACCCAACAAAGUUCCCAGCCUGUAUUUAUCGUCUAAAAGUAACGAUCGCUCAACCUUGUAUGAUCAUGAUGUGCCUGAACCAGCGAUUCGCAGUGCACCUCCGCAACAGCGCCAAUUCGGUCCCGAUGCACGGUUGCCACCUCCCUCAUUUCUCUUCAAGGCCAGUGAGCGGGAUAUGUCCGAAAAUGAGGAGCUGCAAAAGCACCGGCAUUUACCAUAUCAGCCACACGAAAUUCACGGAUAUUUGCCGACACCCGGCGGUACGCCCCGUCUUUUUUGUCCCCAGUACAGUGCGCUCCCAUCUCCUGCUUACCACACGUCUCGGAUAGACCCUUACGCUGCCCGUUCAACCCGGGAGCGCCACAGCAUUCAAUACGAGCUGGCACGCCGGGCUUCCGAUCCUCAUGCUGAAACUGACUUCGGAACUGCUCGACCUCGUUCGCCAAUCUCGAAAAAGGCUCACUUCCUGUCACUCUUUUCUGACUUCUUCGACUCCUUGUCAGACAGUCGAACUCUGAAAGCCACAUUAGAGCACCAAAUUCGGGCAAGUAAUACCCUCCUGCAGACUCUGCAGCGGUCAAGUGAGGUUCUUGAAGAGGCUGUCGACCAACGUCUUCAGCGGGAGACGAAAGCGUGGGAAUCACGCUUUAUUCAGAUGGAAGCCCGGCUGAAGCAAAUGGAGGCACGUCUCGAUACACAAAUGCAUGAGUAA
Molecule: messenger RNA, 1080 nt
Organism: Malassezia globosa CBS 7966
Lineage: Eukaryota; Fungi; Basidiomycota; Malasseziomycetes; Malasseziales; Malasseziaceae
Exons: 1
Coding region: 1-1080 (359 amino acids)
Source: RefSeq, a predicted model, not a curated record